UUCGAACUAACAGGAGCCAAACUAAGCUCUCUGACCCAAGCUAUCGCCUACCGCGGAAUCCUGGAGCGCCGCGAUACACCGAAUCGAAGACAAACCGAAGAGAAUUUAGCCACAGCCCAGGCGCAUAUGAAGACCUCGCAAACGAGAUGCUCUAUCUGGAUGAGCGCCAGGCACAAGGACUUCAGCCGAGCCUUCGCUGUCUUCCUCUGGAAAUUAAUGCACGGCGGCCUGAAGUGCGGGGCUUACUGGAGCAAGAUACAAGGAUACGAAGAGCGAGCGAUGUGCAGCCACUGUGGAGCAGUUGAGUCAAUCCAGCACAUCCUCUUCGAGUGUAACGCAACGGGGCAGUCCCUGAUAUGGUCCCUAGCGCGUACCAUGUGGGAAAAGAAAGGGAUGGAAUGGCCCUCAUUGUCUCUUGCCGAUGUCCUCACGCUAGGACUAACCGCAUGGCCGAGCCAAAAGGGACGCGUUCGCCCGGGUGCCACAAGACUGUGGCGGGUGCUGAUAUCUGAGGCCGUCCACACCAUCUGGAAGCUGAGAUGCGACAGAGUGGUAGGACAUGCGGAGGACGAGCAAUGGGAGCACAAUAAAACGUUUGUCUGGAAUAAGCUACAGUACACGCUCAAUAACAGACUAGCGCUCGACGUUGAAUCUGUGCAACGAAAGUACGGGGGCUCUGCCCUCAAACGUGACCUUGUCCUGGCGACAUGGAACAAGGUUUUACGGGAUGAACCUGCCCUCCCAAGAGACUGGACGAUGUAUAGGGGUUUUUUAGUGGGUAGAACACCGGCUUUACGAGUAGACCUCGAACCGGAUUGA
Messenger RNA from Fomitopsis serialis, 819 nucleotides. RefSeq lists its product as uncharacterized. NCBI's taxonomy places the organism in Eukaryota, Fungi, Basidiomycota, Agaricomycetes, Polyporales, Fomitopsidaceae. The annotation marks the transcript as partial. The record is from RefSeq and is a predicted model, not a curated record. The transcript has a single exon.